This is a messenger RNA of Poecilia latipinna (sailfin molly), 3840 nucleotides long. Its product is annotated as equilibrative nucleoside transporter 2-like. Gene Ontology annotation, cellular component: basolateral plasma membrane; plasma membrane. Gene Ontology annotation, molecular function: nucleoside transmembrane transporter activity. The record is from RefSeq and is a predicted model, not a curated record. The transcript is spliced from 4 exons. Lineage: Eukaryota; Metazoa; Chordata; Actinopteri; Cyprinodontiformes; Poeciliidae. Gene Ontology annotation, biological process: adenine transport; hypoxanthine transport; guanine transport. The annotation marks the transcript as partial.
UUCUUUAAACAUACAAACCAUUUUUUUAUAUACAUCUCAGAUUUGGGUGAUGGCAUUCUGCGUGACGUUUGUGUUCACCGUCACUCUGUCGGUAUUCCCCGCCGUCACUGUUGACGUCAAAACAGCAUUCCCACAUGGAAAAUGGGGACACAUCUUCAUCGAGGUGUGUUGCUUCCUGGUUUUCAACAUUCACGACUGGAUUGGCCGGACCGUGACCACAUGGAUACGCUGGCCUGGUAAAGAGUCGCGUGUGUUCCCGGCCCUGGUGGUCUCCAGGGUGAUCUUCAUCCCCCUGCUGAUGCUCUGUAACGUUCAGAAGCGCUACUACCUGCCCGUGGCCUUCUCUCACGACGCCAUCUUCACCGUCAUCAUGGCGCUCUUCUCCCUGUCCAGCGGUUACUUUGUGUGCCUCUCCAUGUCCUACGCGCCGCAACUGGUGGAGCCUAAAGAUGCAGAGACUGCAGGAGCCCUGAUGACCUUCUUCCUGGCCCUGGGUCUGUCCGUCGGGGCCGCCCUGUCCUUCCUCCUCAGGAGUCUGGUGUAGUUCCCAUAGAAACGGCACGGUAAAACUAUCACCACACUCCUGAAAGGAGUGGCUGUCAGUUUCCUGUUUAAAAACAAAUCCAUUAGUUUCAUAUUAAGUUCAGCUGGUAAGUGGAACAGAGAAACAUUUCAAGACGUUCGAUUGAGAACAAUCCGUAGAUCAUUCUGAAACCACGUCAGUUUUAUGGGUUUUCAUCGCUUGUAGUUGUUUGUUUUGAGACAAAUAUUUUUCUAUUUUUUUAUUUGUACAUUGUUGUUUUGUAACAGGAAGUAAAGCUGAACGAAACAAAAAACGAUUUCUAAGCAGUACAAGCUAAUUUGAUGGUAAAUCCUGCCAUCUGGUGGCUAAAAUGUUUAUUGUGAGGCAUGUUGCCAUAUUGACUAAUCAGUACCAGCAUUGUUUAUCUAUGAGUUUAUUUCCUCAUCAAAUUUUACUGGUGAGGUGCCAUUUUUUUGUGUUCCAACAUUCUUUCCCAGUCUGCUGGUUCCCAUGGCUCCAUGUGAUCAGAAGCUUUGCUUAUUUCCUGAGUAAAGACCAAGCAGCAGACGGUUCCUACGCAUUUAGUUUCAAACUUUAAAAAAAUAAAUAACAGUUUUUCCGUAUUCAAAUUCCCCAAUUUUAUUUAUUUAUUUAUUUAACAUUUAAGUCUGAAAUCUGAACUUUUUAACUGCUUAACUAACAUUUGGGUUUUAUCUAGAGAUUCCACAUCAUCUGAAAAAAAAAAGAAAAAAAGAAUUAUGGAAUCUAUUUUAGUUUUUUCUUAAAGUAUUGAAAAUAAAAUACUUUUUUAACCUUUGGAACGAGACGGUUUUCAGUCGGAGUAAAAAGAAUUGGUUUUAUUUUCCCAGUCCGUUAUAGAAACACCUGCUACCAGUUGUUUCAGUGGCAGAUGAACUCUGUGUGCUUUACAGUGUGUGCCGACUCAUGAUGUUUUAUUUCUCAUUUUGACACCGCUGGAGUGUUUUGUUUGUUUACCACUAAAAAUAAUUUUCAGUGUGUUUAUGUUCCUGUUUAUGUCAACAAUGUGGCAGCUGUUGCUUCAACACAUUUUCUUUACAAUGGGAUCAGAAGAAAAGCAAACAAAAAGCCUUGAAAGUGUCUGAUUUUUGUGAUUUAUGCUGAACUUCCAUUUACUGUAAAAUGGACCAACAACACAGUGAGGAGACGGCAGAACUUCACUGCAGUUAGAUGAAGACUAAUGCAUGACAUCCAGUUCCUUCAGAACCGAUGGAUUCUUAGAGACUUGAAUGUUCUGGAGGAGUUUAGGAUUCUGUUGCCUUAACGCACGACCUGGAGUAUGUUCCGGUUCCCACUUUGGAGAUGACAUGAGACUGUACAAGCAAAAUGUUUUCGUAUACCAUCUGUAUCCAUAGCAACAGAAGGCACCCUGAUGUUUUCAGUUCCAACCAAAUGACCAUGUAGUGAUCCAUUGUGCCGUUCACAGUAGAAACCAGUUUCAGCAAAGGGAAUAUUUUCAUUGUUCCUGUCAAUAAAUGAAUCCUGUAAUUCUGUGAUGUCUGCUGGUUUAUAAAGGAUUAGAGUGAAGUAAUAAAAAUUAAAAUCUUAAAGGAAAAUAUUUGCUCUACUUAAGUCGUGUUGAUUUUCAUCAAAAAACAGACUUUGGUGCACCAAAAUCUUUAGUAGUUUUAUUAAAAUUGGCUAAAUGCAUUGUUUACAAAGAGUGUGACCCAAAUCCUGCUCUUAUUGCUGAGAAAAUACUAAAUGUUCUCUAGAUUUUUCAAAUUUGCACCUCUAUGGAAGUCCAUUCCUGCCAUGAAAGGAAAGUCAUAAUUUUGACAUCAAAAAUCAUAAUUAUGAGAUGGUCACACUGUUUCUCUACAGCAUCUUAUAGUUCUGACUUUAAAAUGUGAAAUUAGAACUUCUUGUUGGACAUUUAUUUUUUUCUUUUAUGGCAGAAAUGGCCUUCUAUACAAAACACUAAGUUUUUGAUUUAGGAUUCACACAUCCCUUUCCAACACAAGAUAUGACUUUAAAUAGUAUUUUAUUGAAAAUUUACCUAGACUAAUGCAGAGAAAAAUAACUAAAUAUUGCAUCUCUGCAAUAGCACAAAAAUGUAUUUUAUAAAAGAUAUUUUAUUAAUGCCUUUGAGUACUUUUGACAAGGUUUGAAUGAAGAAUGAAGUCCUCAGAUUAGAAAACGAAAAACCUAAUUUACAUUAAUUACACACCAAUCUGAAUGUAGAUUAUAUUGAUCCACAGAACUAAUGAAAACCCAAAAGUCGCUUCAUGUUAGAAUAUCAUGAGACUAAUAUUUAAUACAGAAAUGUUCCGGUCUACAUAGGUGACAGGAAAAACGGCAGACUUGAUGCUUGAGCGUAUUAAUGGAAGAUUGAGUGAAAGGAAAAAUGUUUUGAAGUGAUUGUGAGAUGACUGUGAGGCUUAUUGAGAUCUGUAAUCCCAUGUUGCCUAGGUUACCAAUCUGAAUGUGAAUUAAACUUUGGUAUAAAUUGGUCCGUUACAAUAAAUCAAUCACAAAUGAAAAUGAUCGACCUCAUUUUAAUUUAUCGGCUUUAUCGUUUCUUCCUUUUUCUGACAUUGAACGAAAAAAGGCUCACCUCCGGUUCUCUCCACUGACCCCUCUUCCUCGUUUCAUUAGCAUAAGGGAGGAGUGAACUAUUGGACCAGGUAGUUGAAUUUGCCCAUCUUUAUCUAAAUCCAAUGAUUACUGAAGGGAAAUAUAGUAUACAGUCUUUGUAAUCUGUUCUCUUUUGGUUGAAUGUAGUUUUUAUUUCCACUUUGGUUUUAUCUUUAGUUUUUAUUCCAGUGCAUUUUUUUUUUUUGUUUUUGGAUGUUUUGUUUACCUGUUAAUUGUUCUUUUGAAAGUAAAGUGCAUUUCUUUUUGUCAGGAUGUGCUUGCAUUAUUGUAAUUACCAGUACAUCAGUUUAAAAAGGUCUUCAAACAAUAUUAUCGUUUAAUUGCAAUAAUCUGAGAAUUAAUCGUUCAGGAAGAUUUAUCGUGACAGGCCUGGGUGUAAAGCCUUUUGUUUUGGGUGGUUUGUAGGGCUUAAAAUGUAGCAUUCACUGAUCACUGGUUUCAGAUAAAUAUAUUUGUCUUCAGGCUGUUCCACUCACAUGUCAGGAGGUUUCAGUUUUAAAUUACAGAUGACUUUAUUCUUUAAAUGAGCUGUAGAGAUAAAAGGAAGACACACAGAAUGGGAUUUAUUCCCUGUAUUAUUUAUUGAAAACCCAGCAGUCGUCAUUAAUACCUGUGGUGUCUGUACAGGCAGGGGAGAAAGAACAUGUGGUAAACUAAAAACUGCUGUCAUUCUGUUAAGA